Molecule: messenger RNA, 933 nt
Organism: Naegleria fowleri
Lineage: Eukaryota; Heterolobosea; Eutetramitea; Acrasida; Naegleriidae
Exons: 1
Coding region: 1-933 (310 amino acids)
Source: RefSeq, a predicted model, not a curated record
AUGAUGUCCAAAUUCAAUCCCAACAACAAUCAGAAUCCUCAAUCGCAUCAUCAUCAUCGGUUAAUGAUGAAUCCUGCCUUUUUUCAAUCCUCUACUACACAAACACCAUCAGUUUCAUCAUCGGUUCGGGAUAUUCCAAUUGAAAUUGUGGAGAGUAGGAGGUCAUCCACUGCUACCACUGCAUCAACAUCUGCGCAGAUGAGAGCCUCUUCCUAUCGAGAACCUAUCUCAUCCUCUCAAGCACACACAAGUCAUCGGAGUCAACAAGGAAGAAAUAAUCACCAUGCAGUUCAUCAGCAGCAGCAACAACCAUUAAAUAUUCCUAGUUCUUCUUCCAGAAUGAUUGGGAGCCUUAAGCGACGGCCCUCUUCUGCAUCAUCCUCCGUUCAAAACGCUAUCGAUGAGGACGAAGAGAAUGUCAUCUCCGAAGAGGAGGAGGAGCCUUCAUCCUUGUACGAAAUGACACGAUACUUGAACAAGAAAAAUUCAACCAACAACGAGUCUAUCCAUCAUGAAGAGGAUGAAAAUUUUGUGGUACAAAAUACAAAAUUAUUCAAGCCAGUCCUUAAGCAAAGCAUGAAAAAUGAUUUUGAUGAAAUUCCAAUUCAUGCAAAAUAUAAUCAGCAUCAGGAAAUGCAUGAUGUGGAAGAACAAGAUGAAACACUUGAUCAAGACGAUGACACACCUACUUCGAUUCAUGAAUCUCCAAUUAAGGCAAGACAACCUCCUCGAUCUGGAGCCAAGCAUAGGAGAACCCUAUCAUCAAGAAUUUUGCCAAGCAAUAAUUUUAACCAGAGACGAGAUAAUGACUCGUCUUCCGACUCGGCGUCGCCUCCACAGUUGCCACCACAAUCAAGGCAGUAUCGUUCGCCGGUGGUCGAAGAGACAAAAGUUCAAGAGGAUUCUCCCAAUGUGAACGAUAAAAACCAUUAA